Messenger RNA from Annulohypoxylon maeteangense, 1977 nucleotides. RefSeq names its product protein FYV10. NCBI's taxonomy places the organism in Eukaryota, Fungi, Ascomycota, Sordariomycetes, Xylariales, Hypoxylaceae. The transcript is spliced from 4 exons. The record is from RefSeq and is a predicted model, not a curated record. Gene Ontology annotation, cellular component: nucleus; cytoplasm; GID complex. Gene Ontology annotation, molecular function: protein binding; ubiquitin protein ligase activity. Gene Ontology annotation, biological process: proteasome-mediated ubiquitin-dependent protein catabolic process. The coding region runs from base 284 to 1519 and encodes 411 amino acids.
CAAAGAACGACAUCAAGUGCUUUUAACAUGUACGCUGUACUCUGUAGAGAAGAGCUAAGCCGAACACGUAACUGGAAGCCGGCCCGUAGUGGGUCCAGAGCAACACCCCACCUAUCCACACCGGUCCAACAGCAUCGUUCCUACUUCCACUAGAGCUCCCCAUAUUGCCGACCUUGCACCGAAACGUCAAAAGACCUAACCCAACCUCAACAAUUCCAUAAAGCAACUGUCACAUUUGACAAUCCCAGUCUGGAAGCAUUUCCUUAUAUCCAAAUUCCGGAACAUGGGUGACGCAGAAGCCAAACUAGACCACGAAAACCACCUCCUUCUCGACCAACCUCUCCUCCGGCUCCCCGUCGAGCUUCUGCGGAAGAACUUCCGAUCGGCGCAUUUCGAGGUCGAGAAAGAUGGGGCGUACCUGAAGAAUACGCUGCGAGAGACGGCGACGGGCGCCGUCAACGGGCGUGCCCAGCAGGCCGAUGUAUUGAAGAGCCUGGAUGCCAUGAUCGCCCGAGCACGCGGCACCAAGCGUAAACUGACGGCUUUCGCGGAUGAGGAGGCACGAUUACACCGGCACGAGCAAGCCCGCGUCUCCCAUCUGUCCGAUUUGUACGCCAUGUACAGCGUCGACGACGUGAAGUACGAGGCCUGGAGCCGAAUUCGGCUGGACCGGCUGCUAGUCGACUAUUUGCUCCGCCACGGAUACAACGAGAGCGCGCGUGCCCUAGCUCUAGAGAAGGGCGUCGAACCGCUUGUCGAUCUCGAGACUUUCGACCAGAUGAGCCGUAUUCGGAAGUGCAUUUUGAACCACAGCGUGGCGGAGGCGUUGACUUGGUGUACGGCGGGCGAUACCAAGAAGGAGUUGCGCAAGAUGGAUAGCAAUCUCGAGUUCAUGCUCCGCUUUCAGCAAUACAUCGAGCUCGUGCGAGACCGCACGACCAAGCCCACCGAAAUCCUAAGCUACGCGCGCAAAUUCCUCUUCCCCUACCGCGACGUCUACAAGCGAGAAGUCCUGCAAGCCUGCGGGAUGCUCGCGCUGCCCCCCGGCUCAGCACAAGACAUCGACGCAUACUCAAACCUGUACUCCCCGGGACGAUGGGAAAUGCUCGCGAACCUGUUCACAUCAACACACAACGCACUGCUCUCGCUCCCCUCCAUCCCCCUCCUCCACAUCGCCCUGCAAUCCGGGCUCUCCGCACUCAAAACCCCAGCCUGCCACUCCUCGCACCCCGCCUCGGCCGCCGCCCCCUCCCACUCCACAAGCCUAUCCCUCGCAACCAGCGUCUGCCCGAUCUGCAGCACCGAACUAAACGAGCUAGCCCGCAGCGUGCCCUACGCGCUACACAGCAAGAGCAACGUCGAGCCCGACUUACUAAUGCUGCCCAACGGCCGCGCCUACGGCAAGGCCCGCCUCGAGGAGUACGCCCGCAAGGCCGGCUGUCUCGACGGCCAGGUCAAGGACCUCCGCACCGGCGAGAUCUUCAGUUUCGAUCGCUUGAAGAAGGUGUUUAUCACGUGAGCGACGCGUGUGGUCUCAGGUGCUGGAGAUGGAUGCAGGCCUGUUUACCUAGGUACCUAUCAACUUGACUGAACUAUUCCCGACCUACUUAAUUCUAAGGGUCGGUUGGUCGGUUGAAUUAUGAACUGGGGUUUGACGAGUUACGAAGUCUUUAUUAGGGGGUUUUGGGUGUUGGUCUGAAUCCGAUACUACUUGAAUCCUUGAUUAAUCAAGGAUGACUACCUAGUAGUAGGUACGGAUCAGACGUUAAGUAGGUAGUCAGUAUGCCGCCACGCUUUCUCUUCCGACUGUUUGUACAUACAUAUGACGGUUUGUUAGCGGAUGGGAAAACGGGCGUUCUAUGGUAUUUGUCAGGGGAAAUCGCAGUUUGUGCAUGGCGUUGAGGUUGUUGGUGUUGACUAUUUUUACCUGGUAGGGGUAGAUAGAUAACAAAUGCUCAAAUACGUUUCAAGUUUAAA